Molecule: messenger RNA, 4291 nt
Organism: Anopheles coustani
Lineage: Eukaryota; Metazoa; Arthropoda; Insecta; Diptera; Culicidae
Gene: Pc
Product: polycomb group protein Pc
Exons: 2
Coding region: 707-2152 (481 amino acids)
Source: RefSeq, a predicted model, not a curated record
GAUAGCAUCUUCGUUCUUUGAGAACGCAAUCGAAAAGUGGUUUAUUACGAUAAGCAACGCGAAUCGGGUUGCGAGAGAAGCAAAGUGUACAGUUAAUACAAUUGACACAUCUGUUGAAAAUGUAGUUUGUCCCCAGCGUACGCCCGUUGUACGAUUUAUUGGUUUGUUUUGGUUUCGCGUCCCUUGAGGCUUGGAUUGCUGCUGCGUGAACAAGCAGCAGAUCGUCUUCCAAGAAGCAGUUUAAAAAAGUGCAAAUGCUGUUCGAAGCGCGGUAGUGGCGUAAAUUUCUUAUUUGAUAUCCUCAUUGUAUGUGCUGGAAGCAUCACUAUGCUCAAAUAGUGUACAAUUUUGCCAUACAUUGUCGACCAUCCAGUUGCAAGGAAACAGAAAAGUUUACAAUCGAUUUUUGCCACCAAGCGUGUGUGUAUGUGUGUGCGUGUUUGUGCGCUUGGUUGCGGAGUGCCAAGACCAGUUGUAUCCCGUUGUGAAGGGCUUGGAAAGCAUAGGCAAAUCGCAAACGGCAUCGAAACCCAAAGUUCUGCCUGCUAGGCAGCUGCAAGAGCAUUUGGAAAGGAAAACAUUCGGCACGAAGAACGUGUUGGGAGUGGAAACGGCGGAAAUCGGAUUAGGGUGAAGCGGACGAGAAAAGGAACCGCUUAAAAGGAAACCGGCAGAAAAGGGCGAAGAAGUGAACGACGCCAAAGAAAUGGAGAUUACCGACGACCGUGUUUACGCCGCCGAGAAGAUUAUGAAAAAACGUGUCCGAGCGGGCAAAGUAGAAUACUGGGUUAAGUGGAAAGGCUGGAGCCAACGGCACAACACCUGGGAGCCGGAGGAAAACAUUCUCGAUCCUCGGUUGAUAGAUAUUUUCCAAAAAUUGCUCCGCGGACCCGCAACACCGAAGCGCAAGAAGAAGGCCGUCAUCGAGGACUCGGACGAUGAUGAUGAACCGGCACCGGGUUCUGCCUCGGCAACCCCCGAGCCUCCCGUGCCGAUAAAGAAAGAGGAUAAAAAGGAAUGUGUGCCCGUGAAGCGGGAAAAGGAGGAAAAAACACACCAUCACCAUCAUCAUCAUCAUCACCAUCACGGAGCGCAGGGGAGUGUUAAGAAGGAAAAGGACACUGGCGCUGGUGUUAGCGGUGGUGGUGCCGUCGGUGGAUCAACUGACGGUGGUCUGAAGCGAAGCACCAGCACUAGUCCAAACAACGCUUCGAAGGAGAAAUCCGCCGGAGAGGGAACACACAGUACCGCAACCCCGGGCGGAACGGUCGUUGGAGGGACACUGGUCGGUGGUACGGGCGCCCAACUGCACAGCCUAAAGAUAUCGAUCUCGUCCGCCGAAAGCGAAGCGAACGAUCUCGACACAAACUCCAACUCGAGCGAUGAUCAACCGCUCAGCCACAAGGAUCUGGCGGGCACGAAGCGAAAGGCGGAAGUGCUCUCCAAGGGUGGAAAGGUGGGUGUGACGAUAAAGACAUCCUCGCCGGACGACGGCGGUAUCCUAGCGAAAGCGCAACGGCUCGAGGUGUCGCCGUUGGCACCCAUCAGCGCUACGGCGGCCGCUGCCUCGACCGUUGCACCGAUCAGUGCCCCCGGCGGUAAGCUGGAUCUGAAACCGGUGGCCCCCCUCUCGCCCGACACGCCCGCCUCGAGACCAGAAUCGAACAUUCCUCCACCGGCCGAAAGCAAUCAACUACCCGGUGGCGGAGCGGCCGGUCCCGAUGAACAGCGGCAGCAACCACCGGCACCACCACCACCUCCUCAACCGAACGCGAACCAGCGGUUCAACAAUGAGUGCCCGUUGAUCAACGGUAGCAACAACAACAACAAUAUUAACAAUAACAACAACAAUAGCAUCAACAAGCAUGUCAGCAACCUGUCACUAUCGCCACGGGCCGCUCCGCCCCGUCUCUGGUUGCCAAAGUCGCAGACGACGAACCAGGUGUUUAUUACGGAUGUCACCGUCAACCUGGAAACCGUCACCAUUCGCGAGUGCAAGACGGAACAGGGUUUUUUUAAGGCGAGAGAAUUGCAACAACAGCAACAACAGCAACAGCAACAGCAGCAACAGCAACAGCAACAGCAGCAGCAGCAGCAGCAGCAACAACAGCAGCAGCAGCAGCAGCGUAAGGAAGGAGAUGUUUGCAAUUAGGAACCACCAGAACGACCGUAGACCGGAACCGUCAUCAUGUAUUCCUGUACCUGUGGAACAGCAAAAGUGCAUUUGUUUUAGUAGACAAAUUUUUCCAAAUGUCUCCACAUAAAAUCAAACAAAAUCAUUCGCAAUUGAAUAAGAUGAAAAAGUCCUCUCGGGUGAUUAAAGGGGUUUGCAGGUUUACUGAAGAAGCAAUGUGUAUAUAGGUGUAGGGAACGUUGAGAUUGCUUUUAGGGGUGGAUAGGGAACGUGAUUGUGGUGGUACUACAUUUUUAUCAGUUUUACAUGGAUGAGAAUGGAUAUGAUAGGAGGGAGCGUCUUACGACACGCAAGACUCAUUGGUUCAUCUUUUUUUUUGUUUUAGUUGUACAUACAGUUUUACGAUCUUUAACAGCGGAGAGGCUGCAGGAAAACGGAAGGAUAAUUGAGCAAAUAAUGGCUAACAUUUCCUUGGAUGCACAAAAAGGAAGAAAAACACCCGUUUUCUUUAUCAAAAGGUUCCAAAACUAUAGAUACUUAGUUUUCGUUCCACUUUGCAAUCUUUUGCUGAAGUAACAGAUAGUAAGCAAAAGCAGAGGAUCGUUCGACAACAACGGAGUCCUUGUCAAUGAAAGUUAGUUUUUGGCUUGUUUUCAACCUCUUUGUUUCAUGAACCUAUUAGCGAAUAGUCAGGUGCAUAAUGAGUUUAGAUUUUCUUUCAUUCUUAAUGGUUUAAUCGUAUUCUGAUAGCAAGCUUUUGAACGUAUCGUUCUUGUGCACAAUUCCACUAACCCCCCUCCCAGCGAGAAGUUUGGUUUCUCAGCUCAACCAUUUUUUGCUCGUUAAGAAAGCUUACCUACGGAGGACAAUGUUUGUUACAGUUACGUGCUUUUAGUUAUCUCUAAAGAAAGAUGGCACAACCAUUAAAACAUUCGAGCAAUGUUGUGUAGCAUUUAAGAUUCCUUUCGCCAAAGGAAGUUCCACAAAUGGAAGGAAGAUUUACUUUACGACCAAACCAGUAAAAUAGAAACGCACCCGUUCGCACCAGUAAUUCUUUUUGAUAUCGAGCUUUUUUUCUCUCUCUCUCUCUUUUUCUUAGUAUACCUACGGUAGGGACUGUUUUAAAUUAUAUAAUCUUAGUCAUAAACAGUCGAGUAUUUGUUAGAUUUUAAUUUUUGGAAAAUAAUUCUAGAGGUUAUAAGAAACGGAUCAUGGAGGAGAAACGUAAGUUGACGAACACGUUUUAGACUUUGGAAUUUCAUUUAAAUUUUAUUUAUUUGUAAGUCUGUGUAAGACUUUUUUCUUGUUGGCAUUGAAACCCAACUAAACGUAAUAUAUGUUUGUCAAGAUUUGUCGUAGAUUCGGCACUAGGGCUCGAGGCACACGUAGGCCAAGAAAUCGCGUAUCUAACUGCUAUCUUUCCCAUUGGGAGGCACCGAUUCACUGGUGCAUUCCGGUUCUACCAAAAAUUUAUUAUUUCUUAGCUUAGCUAGUUUCUGGAGGGGAAAAUGAAAAUCAUCAGCGAAACUUUCUAGAUUUGAGACAACAAAAAAAAACUAUACAAUGCGCGAAAUUAUUCCCUGUCAAACAGCAGAGGCAUGUAACUAGCAGGGUCUGGCUGUCGUGCUCUAUAGGGGCAAAUGGAAGAUGAAAUCGGAACGAAACCUAUUUUGCCACCUAACUUAUUACACCUUACUAUAUCCUACUUUAGAGUAAGAUUUUUUUUUGUCUAUUUCAAUUCGUUCUACACAUACCUGUUGUAUCUCAAUGGAACCGUAGAUCAAUUCGGCCAACUUGAAACAAAUAUCGAAAUCUAAAAACCGUCUGUUAUGGAAAUAAUAUAAUCAGCAUUCAAUACAUUGUCGAUACGCUCCCAAAAUGUGGAAAAUAAUGGCAUAAACAUAAUGGAUGAGCAAUACACCCCGUGUGACCACCUCACACACCCCCGGACUCCUGGAGGUCCCGUGCAGCCGAGGACGGGAGGAGUACAUCAUUUUACACUUGUAGUCCGUAGUGGAAUCUCUUUGAAACAAUGAUACAAUAAGCAACACAUAUUCCGCUAUUUAUACGACGGCGCAUAACUAUCUUACGUAGUUUAUAGCGGGUAGGAACCAACCACUACAUCUACUGUUAUGAUAAUGUAAGGAACUAAUUAAA